Molecule: messenger RNA, 844 nt
Organism: Rhipicephalus sanguineus (brown dog tick)
Lineage: Eukaryota; Metazoa; Arthropoda; Arachnida; Ixodida; Ixodidae
Product: cuticle protein 10.9
Exons: 4
Coding region: 180-707 (175 amino acids)
Cellular component (GO): chitin-based extracellular matrix
Molecular function (GO): structural constituent of chitin-based larval cuticle
Source: RefSeq, a predicted model, not a curated record
CGCAGUAUAAAAUGCUGGACCGUGCCACAGCGCCUCAGUAACACAUUGUGCCUUCUACACCUCUGUGCACGCUCAGCGCAAACGACACGUUGCGGUAGCACGUCUUGGAAGCAAGAAUCUGCAGACCUGUGCGUGAACGUUUCCGUGCGGAAGAGGUUUACUCGCUCCCUCCAGUCACCAUGUGUUCGGCGGCCGCUCUUCUCGCUCAGGCACUCGCGCUUUGCGUGGUCUCCAUGGCUGCAGCCGGCGGUCAGUUCGGAUUUGGUGGACUUGGCGGUGGAUAUGGCGGUGGACUAAGUGGAGCCUUCGGCCCUUCUUUCGCUGCCACAUUCGCACGUCAGGAACAGUAUUACCCAGCCCAACCGUACAGCUUCGGCUACAACAACCAAGACCAGUACGGCACCAGGACAUACCAGAAAGAACAAGGCGACGCCUCGAACACAAAGAUCGGUAUGUACGGGUAUUCGGACGCCAACGGCAUCUACCGCCAGGUGAAGUACAUCGCUGACGCUGGUGGAUUCCGCGCAAAGAUCGACACCAACGAGCCCGGAACUGCCCCUGGUGCUAGCGCCGACGCAGUGUACAACGCUAACCCACUCCCCGCUGGUCGGCAGUACCGUAUCAUCGGUGGCUCGUCGCCCCUCUCAUCUCCCUACACGAGCGCAUCCACUUACGGUUUGGGAUAUGGCCGGCCUUGGUCUGGAUAACCAAGCACGUGAUAUAGGGUAAAAUUAAUUGAAGAACUUCCGCAGCUUCUGACACUGUUCUUUAGUCAGUUGAACAGCCAAGCAAGCCGUUGAAGAGGCUGAGCGUUCCUUCGACUACUACAGCUAUCCUAAAUGCA